Zingiber officinale is the source of this 865-nucleotide messenger RNA. RefSeq lists its product as uncharacterized. The transcript has a single exon. The coding region runs from base 43 to 732 and encodes 229 amino acids. NCBI's taxonomy places the organism in Eukaryota, Viridiplantae, Streptophyta, Magnoliopsida, Zingiberales, Zingiberaceae. The record is from RefSeq and is a predicted model, not a curated record.
CUCCCGAUCUUGCUCUAUUUCUUUUUCCUUCUUCUCGUAGAGAUGGUGGUGGCUUUGGGUCCGGGGAGAUUCUACGGCAGCAGCCUCCCGCGGCCCCGCUUCUUUGCGGAUGACGAGAGGGUCGAUCCGCCGGUGCCCGUCUUGGAUCCCCUCCUCUCGUGGGCCAACGAGGCGCACUGGUCCAUGGGCGGCCUGAGCUUCAGUCGCCACCGCCUCCAGGGCCGCAUCGAGGGUUCCAUCAAGAAACUCCGCGCUCAGCAAGAGAAGAUCCAGCGGCGGGCUGCCUCUCCUCCUCUCGCCGCGCCGACAAAGCUGGCGAUCUCGAAGCCCAGAGCCGCCGCGGGCAAGAUCACGCUAAGUCUUUCACGCCUCGACUCGAACCCAUCGGAGAGAAACGAGGGAGAAGUGGCGGUCGAGAAGCCUCAGAAUAGCAAAGCCGGGAGCGGUGUUCAAUCCUCUACCGGACCUGCCGAGAAGAAGAGAAAGAGGGUGAGGAGGCUCGGGGAGGAGUUCGAUAGGAUCGCGGCGGAGUUGCUGAAGGAACCGAAGAUCCAAUUAGGAGGCGCGGCAGCAAGGACGCGUAGCCGGAGGUCAAUUGGAGAGGAAAUCGAACAGGAUGAAUCGGAGCCAAGUGCCCCUGCUCUCCAUGAGAAAGAGAGUACCGAGAAAAAGAAGCUGAAGCUGGCGGAUGGCGGACCGCCGAGGAGGACUUCACCGAGGAACAAGCAAUAGGCUUCGGUGAAUUUUCUCACCCUCCGAUCAUCCUUGCAUCGCUAUGUUUGUCCGAAUCUAGCUAAUAGGAGCAUUGUAUAUCUUUCUAGUUCUUGAUUGAAUGAUCAAUGGAAGCGUCUAGCCUUGAAUCUAA